AAAAAAAAAAAGAAAAGGAAAGUAAAAUGUGGUACUAAAAAAAAGGGAAGUAUUUAGAGCAACUAUAAUGGUUGGCUAAUUUAUUUAAUAGCUUGGCGUGCCACAUCAACUUCUUAAGCUACAACAAUUCAAGUUAUUUAUUGCUACAAUGGUUAAGCUAGUUGUAAAUUAAUUUAUUUUCAAAUUAAUAAUAUUUUUUAUCUAAUAAAUAUUUGCUAAGCUAAUUAGCUCUACAAAGCUAAUUUGCUUGCCAAAGCUAAUCAACAAGAUUUGCAACAAUGGUGUAGCUACUAGCUUAAGAUUUUUAAUAUUUGCAAGCAAGUCCCUUUUUCCAACCAUUGGAGUUGCUCUUAUUUUCCUUUUUUGAAGGAAAAAAAAGGAAAGUAUACUUCAACUAGAAUUUAGUCAAUGUUUUUUAAAAAAAUAAAUAAUAAAAAAAAAAAUCUAUAAAUACCAACGAAGUCUUCCCAAAGCCUCAUCAUUAAUUCAUAUUCUUUCAUACUCCCAACAAAAAUUCUCUCUCUCUCUCAAAUCUCUUAGCUUUUCUGAACCUUAAAACAGUCAACCUAAUUACUUAAUUAGCAAUGGCAGCAUCAACCUCUUCUUCAUCUUCGAACAAGAAGGUAACCCUAAGGAGUUCCGAUAAAGACACUUUCAACGUCGACGAAAAGGCAGCAAUGCUUUCUCAAACCAUCAAGAACAUGAUCGAGGACCUCGGCGACAGCACCGAUCCCAUCCCGCUGCAUAAUGUCACCUCUAAAAUUCUCGCUAAGGUUAUCGAGUAUUGCAACAAACACGCUAAUGAUGAUAACUCCGAAUCAUCUAAUAAUGAUGAACUCAAGCAGUGGGAUAAGGACUUCCUCAAUGUCGACAAAGACACCCUCUUUGAUCUUAUUCUUGCUGCUAAUUACAUGGAUAUUAAGAGUUUGCUGGAUUUAACUUGUCAAUGUGUGGCUGAUAUGAUCAAGGGAAAGACACCCGAGGAGAUAAGGAAAACCUUCCACAUCAAGAACGAUUUCACACCCAAAGAAGAGGAAGAAAUUCGCAGGGAGAAUCAAUGGGCUUUCGAGUAAAACUCAAGUAGCAAUGGAAGCAUAAGGAAGACAUUCAUACAUUUGUUUGUUUAAUGUUUUAGUACUCACUAUGUUUACUGCUCCUUUGAAGAACUCACUAUGUUUAGGAUUUUUUUUUACUGCUUCAUUGAAUUAAUUUCAAAGACCUCACUACUAUUAAUUGUUUACCGCUGCAUUUAAUCAAUUUCAAGCAUAAGAAGUUAGGGCUUGUUCA
Chenopodium quinoa (quinoa) is the source of this 1287-nucleotide messenger RNA. Its product is annotated as SKP1-like protein 1A. The transcript is spliced from 2 exons. Lineage: Eukaryota; Viridiplantae; Streptophyta; Magnoliopsida; Caryophyllales; Amaranthaceae. Gene Ontology annotation, biological process: SCF-dependent proteasomal ubiquitin-dependent protein catabolic process. The record is from RefSeq and is a predicted model, not a curated record. Gene Ontology annotation, molecular function: cullin family protein binding. The coding region runs from base 585 to 1073 and encodes 162 amino acids. Gene Ontology annotation, cellular component: nucleus; cytoplasm.